AGCGGCGGUCACGCAAACACUGUGCAAAUGUGCAUUGUCAUUCGUGUUCAUGUACGAAUAACCUGUCAAAUUAGUAAAUUAAAAUUUACGUACCAAGCAGCGAUGCUGUCUGCUGUCAUAUAUAUAAACAAUGAAAUCAUAUUGGUUUCAUUUUCGCUCGGUGUUACAACUUGCUGGUAAGAAUAAUAUAAGCGAAAAUGAGGCCAAUUAAUUUGCCAAUGAGGCCAUCGUUUAUAUAUGACAGCAUCGCCAUUCCUAAUAUUUGUUUCCAGAGGUUUGUUAUGAAAUGUUUUUCGCACUUUUCAUAGACUAUGUGAUGCUCACGCUGCACCUGUGCCAACACUCCUGGAUGUCUGUCAUAUAUACCUGCAUGGCUAUCGUGCAGAUGAUUUACAUCGCUAUAAAAGGCCGGAUUCUGCCGAAUAAAGCCGUAGAACUGAUUCGACUGACACCGAGUGCCAAGAUGAAGCUCGUUAUUUUCUUUCUCUGUCUCGGAGUGGCUUUGGCCCAUGAGAAGGGUGCCUUCGAGCACAUUGCCGAAGUCAACAUGGAUGCCGGCAUUGCCGAUGAGCUCUUUGAGGGUGAUAUCAAGCUGACCUCCGAACAAAGAGGCGGCGUCAAUAACCUGUACUACAGGUGGCCCAAUGCACGAGUGCCUUACGUCAUCGACGGCUCUCUGGGUAUGUUCCUGAUUAGGGUAUACUAUAUACUGAACGUCGGAAUCAACUCAUGUUAUCAAGAGUGA
Messenger RNA from Priapulus caudatus, 745 nucleotides. RefSeq lists its product as uncharacterized. Bases 287 to 745 code for a protein of 152 amino acids. Lineage: Eukaryota; Metazoa; Priapulida; Priapulimorpha; Priapulimorphida; Priapulidae. The record is from RefSeq and is a predicted model, not a curated record. The transcript has 4 exons. Gene Ontology annotation, molecular function: metallopeptidase activity.